AUGAACAUUAAUACAUGGAUACAAUUUGUUGUACUAAUUCUUUGUUUGAUAAUAGUUGCAGCUAAAGAUUUUUAUGAAAUCUUAGGUGUUAAACGAGAUGCAAGUGAAAAAGAAAUUAAAAGAAAAUUUCGUCAAUUAGCUUUAAAAUAUCAUCCAGAUAAAAAUAAAGAACCAAAAGCUGAAGAAAAAUUUCGUACUAUAGUUGAAGCAUAUGAUGUAUUAAGUAGUCCAGACAAACGUCGUCAAUAUGAUAUGAAUGGACGUCAAUCAUUUGAAUCAUCAAAUCAAGAUGAUUUUUCGAAUUUUCAUUUUAAUAUGCAUGAUUUUUUUAAAGAAUUUGAUGCUGCACAAUCUCAAUUUUAUGAAGCUCACCAUCGAGCACAUCAACAAGCACAUCAAAAAGCACAUCAACGUGCUCAUCAACGUGCACAUCAACGAGCACAACAAGGUUUUUUUAAUUUUGAUUUUGGUUCACUUUUCGAUGAUGAUGAUGAAAUUGGAAUGAAUUCAAAUAAUCUUGAUGAUAAUUUGUUGAAUAUUGGCGAUCUAUUUGGAGGAUUCGGUAAUAGUUUUGGUGGAGAUAAUGUUCAUACGCAUAGAUCAAGUUUUACAAAACAUACUCAUCAACAUUGUCAUACUAUAACACGACGAGAAGGAAAUACUGUAUCAACAAUUACUGAAUGUAAUUAA
Rotaria sordida is the source of this 690-nucleotide messenger RNA. NCBI's taxonomy places the organism in Eukaryota, Metazoa, Rotifera, Eurotatoria, Philodinida, Philodinidae. The record is from the annotation of a GenBank genome assembly.